AUGACUAAUUGUAAAUAUCUUGCAACAUUUGAAUUAAAAUGCCCUUAUAAUAAAAGUAAUUGUCUUGGUGAUUUUGUAGUUCAAAAACGAUCAAAUAAUGAUCCAAAUGCUACAUAUAUGUGGUUUAUUGGUUGUAGUCGCUGGUGGAAAAAGGAGGCUGGUAAAGGAAAGCACUUUUUUCAACGUUUAAAGGAAGACAUUGAUCCAAUUUUACUUGGUAAAUUAUUCAAUAGAGAAUCUAUUAAUCUGGCAAAUGAAGCAGAUUCUUGUUCCGUUGUAUUAUCUACAAAAUCUUACAGCACAAAAUGUGGAUUUUUACAUCAAUAUACAAAUGGUGGAAUGGAGAAAGGAAAAAUUAUUAAAAAAGGUUGUAAUGUUUCGGCAAGCAACCUUAGUAAAGGCAUUCACAUCCAUCCACCACCUCCUCCAGGAAGAAUACUUCAAGAAGUUACAUAUAAAUUAAAAGUUAUGAUUGAAACUGCACAUGAGGAUUUGAUUGAUAUUUCUCCAAGAAAAUUAAUAUCUAGUAACCUUAUAAAGGCUACAUUUGGCACAGAUUAUCUUUUACAAGUUCAUGCAUCGCUCAAUGAUAUAGAUAAAUUAAGACGUUUAAUAUCAAAAGUACAAAAAGAACACAAUCCUUAUGGACAAGGUAUUCUUGGCCUAACAUAUGAUAUAUGGAAAGGCAAGAAAGAGUAUAAAGAUUAUGUUCAACAAGCAGGUGUAUUUACAGAUGGCCAAAUUAUAGUAAUUUGUAUGUCUGAAAAACAAGCUAAAGCCUGGGUAUCUCUUGACUACUUUGAAAUUGAUUUAACUUUUAAAAGAGUUCAGGGAGAUAUUAACGAGUUUGAAGUGAAUUGCUAUAAUGAAUGCUAUAAAAUUGCAUUAACAUACGCACGUGUAUUUACAAAUAUUACUAAUUCUACAUCUUACGAGCGCAUGUUUAGUUUACUUUUUAAUUGGAUUUAUCAAUUAACAGGGUCUAAUCCAAAAAUUUUCCAUAUUGAUAACACUGGGUGGAAAUGCAUUCUUGGAGAUCUGGAUCGAGCUCAGGCUAAAGGAUUGGGUCUUGCACUUAAUAGAUUGUAUCCAAAUCUUACUUGGGAAGAACAUCUGACCCAUAUAUUUAAAAGUUGUCGAAUUCACUAUAAUAGAAAUAUUAAAAAUAAUAAAUAUCCAAACAAUGUUAAGCAGUUAAUGUAUGAAUACCCUAAUGCAAAUACUAUUGAAAGAGUUGAAGAAAUUAUUCAAGAAUUAAAAAACUCACAAGAAAUUGGAUAUUAUUUUAUACUAUUUUUUGGUGAAGAUACCUGGUACGCGUCACCAGAUAAUACUAAUGUGGUUGAAUCAUGCCAUGCAAAUGAAAAUCAGGAUGGCAAAUCAUUGUCGCUUGAAGUUGCAAUUUUAAGAGCUAAAAAAUAUAAUGAAAGAAAUUUUGUAACAUGCCAAACUCAAGAUCAAUAUGUGAAAAGAGGUCAAUCUUCUAAUAAAGUUGAAUCAUUCACUAUACAAAAAGGAAAUAAAUCCAGGAAAGUCACCAAAAUUCACGUAAUUGAUGAUCUUGAAAAAGAAAAACAAAUGAUUUCUUUGAAGGAAAAAAAAUUAGAAUUAGAGGAAAAAGAGCUGAAACUUGAAAAAAAAAAAUUAGAACUUGAGAAAGAGAGGUUGGAACUACUUAAAUCCAAGCAAGAAUUAGGAUUUACAGAAUAAGUCUCUAUUUUCAUUAGACGUGAUAAAUACUUAAAUAUAAAUCAUUAAGCAUUCUGCAUUUAUAACUUACUAUUUAUACUAUAAUACUGCACAUAUUAUACAUUUGCAUGCAUUCUUUGCACUUUGAAA
Rhizophagus irregularis DAOM 181602=DAOM 197198 is the source of this 1839-nucleotide messenger RNA. NCBI's taxonomy places the organism in Eukaryota, Fungi, Glomeromycota, Glomeromycetes, Glomerales, Glomeraceae. The record is from RefSeq and is a predicted model, not a curated record.